GUUAAAAUUACUACAAAUUAAAAAAAAAACCAAAUUCUUAAUUUUAAUGACCAGCUUAAUGAUUGAAAUAAUUUGAUUUACUGCAGUUUAUCUUCUGUUAGAAAUUACAUAUUUCGAACUUAAGCUUGUACUGAAAAAAAACAUAUUUAGGACGUACAAUGGUGCUUUUAGCUAUUGAUUUCCCAAGGAUAUAAAUACCUAAACAUUUUAUUAAUAUGUUAAACCAUUUGUUUUUAGAUUCUCUGAUAAAUGUUGUCGAUGUUUCAAUAUCUGUUGAGCUGAUAGGACAAGAUAUAUUUUUUGAAAUUUUAGAGCCUGAAGAUUUGCGAUAUACUUACAGAACACGUCCUGCUAAAAAUUUUGGUCCAUCCUUUAAUGCAAGUUUUGUUGAGAGAAACAUACGUUUAGUUCCUGUGCAACCAGCUAAUGGAUGUGUUUGGCCCUCUAAUGCUCAUGAAAUACGAGGAAACAUUGCAUUAAUAGAGAGAGGGUAUUGCUCUUUUUUAAGUAAAACUAUCAGAGCAGAGGAGGCUGGAGCAAGAGCGGUGAUAAUAGCAGAUAACAAAGAAAGUGAUGAGUAUUUUACAGAAAUGAUUGAUGACUUAACUGGUAGAAACACGAAUAUACCAGCAACAUUUCUUUUAGGAAAAAAUGGGUAUGUUAUACGGAAAAUACUGCAUAAACUUAACAUGAAGUAUGCCUUAAUCAAUAUUCCUGUGAAUGUUACUUAUGUGCCUUUGAACGAAUGGAAGCAGCCUCCUUGGCUUACAUGGUGACAACAGCAACGUACAUAAUAUUAGAUCAAUU
This is a messenger RNA of Nezara viridula (southern green stink bug), 807 nucleotides long. The record is from the annotation of a GenBank genome assembly. Lineage: Eukaryota; Metazoa; Arthropoda; Insecta; Hemiptera; Pentatomidae.